Pneumocystis murina B123 is the source of this 495-nucleotide messenger RNA. RefSeq lists its product as hypothetical. The transcript has 4 exons. Gene Ontology annotation, molecular function: transmembrane protein transporter activity. The coding region runs from base 1 to 495 and encodes 164 amino acids. Gene Ontology annotation, cellular component: TIM22 mitochondrial import inner membrane insertion complex. NCBI's taxonomy places the organism in Eukaryota, Fungi, Ascomycota, Pneumocystomycetes, Pneumocystales, Pneumocystaceae. The record is from RefSeq and is a predicted model, not a curated record. Gene Ontology annotation, biological process: protein insertion into mitochondrial inner membrane.
AUGCUUCCAUAUGAUCAAGAUGUUUCUCAUAUAUUAUCAGAAGAAAAUAUGGAAAUUCAGCAAAAAAGAAUUAUUGAAGCAAUUAAUAAUAUACAAGAGAGUUGUAUAUUUAAAUCAAUUUUAAGUGGAGGGACAGGAUUUGUAAUUGGUAGUGUCUUUGGACUAUUUAUGUCUUCUAUUUCUAUGGAUAUAUCAGUAGAUCAUAAAAUAUAUGAUAAAUCGUUUAAAGAACAGUUAAAAUAUGGAUUUAAAGAUAUGGGAAAACGUUCAUGGUUAUCAGCAAAAAAUUUUGCAACAGUUGGAGCGAUUUUUUCAGGUUCAGAAUGUUGUAUUGAAUCAUAUCGAGCUAAAAAUGAUAUAUAUAAUGGAAUUUCAGCAGGAUGUUUUACUGGUGGAGCACUUACUAUAAAGAGUGGUCCAAAGGCAAUGGCAAUUGGUUGUUUAGGAUUUUCAGCAUUCAGUGCUGUUAUAGAUUAUUAUCUUCGUUCGAAUUAA